Candida albicans SC5314 is the source of this 2163-nucleotide messenger RNA. It is a transcript of the gene SUV3, whose product is annotated as ATP-dependent RNA helicase. Bases 1 to 2163 code for a protein of 720 amino acids. Gene Ontology annotation, cellular component: mitochondrial degradosome. The transcript has a single exon. The record is from RefSeq and is a predicted model, not a curated record. Gene Ontology annotation, biological process: RNA catabolic process; mitochondrial RNA 3'-end processing. NCBI's taxonomy places the organism in Eukaryota, Fungi, Ascomycota, Pichiomycetes, Serinales, Debaryomycetaceae. Gene Ontology annotation, molecular function: hydrolase activity, acting on acid anhydrides; ATP binding; RNA helicase activity.
AUGUUGUUGUGUCAAAAGCCAACAUAUAGACUACUAAGAUAUAGUGUUAAGAGAUAUGUGGCAAGUCUAUAUAGUCUACGUGGUGUUUCAACAAGAGUAAACUUGAUCCAUCGUACUUAUGCAACUACAGUAGCAAAAGAUAAUAUCGAUCAUAAUGAUCUGUCACCUGUUUUUAACAAUAAUGAGGUACGAUUUGAAAAUAUUAAUGCCCUGAUACAUCCAAUACUUUUAGAUUUGAAGAAUAAACUAAUUAAAGGUAAAUUUGAUUCACCUUACACCAUUCUCAAUGAUCAACCAUCAGAUGUGAAAACUGAAAUAUUCCAGUCAUUUGAACAACAACUUUCAAAAGCAUUACUGUCGAAAUCUACACCUGAAAACAAAAUAACUUUAGUAGAUUAUUUAAAUCCUACCCUUGACAAUAUAUCCCUGUUAUUGCAUUUAAUUUCCAAUAAUACAUACCCUAAUAAUUUUCUUGAAUUCAGUAACUUAUCAUCGAAUAAUGAUUUGAUUAUGCAAUUAUUCACUCAACUACUACACAAGAUAUUUCUCCAAUAUAGAAUAGAAAAUGCCUCAUUUGAAAAACCUAAAGUUGAUUUUUCUAACCCUGCUGAAUGGUUCCCUGAAGCCAGAAAAAUGAAACGGAAAAUAAUCAUGCAUGUGGGUCCAACCAAUAGUGGUAAAACAUAUAAUUCAUUAAUAAAAUUAUCUAAAAGUAAAACCGGUUAUUAUGCUGGUCCUUUAAGAUUACUUGCUCGUGAAAUUUAUGAAAAAUUCAAUUCGCAGGGGAUUGGAUGUAAUUUAAUCACUGGAGAAGAAGUUGUUCCUUCAAUUGAUAAAUAUGGGAAAGUGAGUGGUAUUGCCUCAGGAACAAUUGAAAUGAUCCCAUUACAUAAGAAAAUGGAUCUUUGUGUUAUAGAUGAAAUUCAAAUGAUUGCUGAUCCAUUAAGAGGAUCAGUAUGGACCAAUGCUGUUUUGGGUGUUUUAGCUCAUGAAAUUCAUCUUUGUGGAGAAGAAAGUGCCGUUCCAUUUAUACAAAAAAUGGUGGAAAUCACUGGUGAUGAAUUGGAAAUUAAAAAAUUUAAUCGAUUAGGAAAAUUGACAGUGGAAAAACUGAAUACUAGUUUACAACAAUUGAAAAAAGGUGAUUGUUUAGUGGUUUUCUCUAAGAAGAAAAUAUUGAAAUUUAAAUGUGACAUUGAACGGAAUACUAGAUUGAAAGUUGGGGUCAUAUAUGGAGCAUUACCACCAGAAAUUAGAUCACAAGAAGCAUCUAAAUUUAAUAAUGGAGAAUAUGAUGUUUUGGUAGCCUCUGAUGCUAUAGGUAUGGGAUUGAAUUUGAAAAUAAAUCGUAUUGUUUUCAGUGGUGUCAACAAAUUCAAUGGUUCUACUGUAGAAAAAUUAUCUGUCCUGCAAGUUAAACAAAUUGCUGGUCGAGCCGGAAGAUUUAGUGCACAACAUGGACUGAAAGAAGGGUUUGUUACAGCCUUACAUAGAUCAAGUUUGGUUUAUAUUGAUCAAUGUUUGAAAACACCAGUUUCAGAAAUAUCAAAAGCUUGUAUUUGGCCCACAAGUAAUAUUUGGAGACAAUAUAUGGCCAAUGAUCCUCACAAAAGUUCAUUAUCAUCUGUCUAUGAAAAUUUCCUAACCAAUGUGUUGAAAUUUCAAAGUGAUAAUUUUUUCAUUUCUGAAUUAGACCAAAAAGUUCAACUUUUGAAUUUAGUUGCGAAAAACCGAUUAUUGUCAACCAUGAUAAUAGAUGAUCAAUUAACUAUAAGUGAAACUCCUAUUAAUUUUAGAACUUCAGUUAAUCCCAAAUUGCUUAAAAAUACUGUUAUAAAGUUCUAUGAGACUAUUGUCAAACGUGAUUGCAAAUCGAUAUUGGAUUUUGACUUUUUAGAUUUAGAAUUGUUAUCACAGAAUUCAUUUGUUGGUACAGAUGUUAUGGUACCAUUACAAAAAGUUGACAAACUCGAAGAUAUGCAUAGGUUAGUAUUAUUAUUUCUUUGGUUAAGUCAAAGAUUCCCAACUUUAUUCAUUGAUAAAGAUAGUGCAAUGGAAGUCAAAGCUUUAGUUGAAAAAAGAAUUAAUCAAGAAUUAGUUAAUGUGGAAAGAGCAAAUAGUUUUUUCCUGGAUCGAUCAAAUGGGUAUGAACCUAGAAGAUAA